This is a messenger RNA of Gigantopelta aegis, 5841 nucleotides long. Its product is annotated as endoplasmic reticulum transmembrane helix translocase-like. The transcript is spliced from 26 exons. Gene Ontology annotation, biological process: intracellular calcium ion homeostasis. Gene Ontology annotation, cellular component: endoplasmic reticulum membrane. NCBI's taxonomy places the organism in Eukaryota, Metazoa, Mollusca, Gastropoda, Neomphalida, Peltospiridae. Gene Ontology annotation, molecular function: ATP binding; ATP hydrolysis activity; P-type ion transporter activity. The record is from RefSeq and is a predicted model, not a curated record. Bases 1 to 3495 code for a protein of 1164 amino acids.
AUGUCUGCGCCCUUAAACGAAGAAAUUCAACACAUUUCUUAUUGUAACAUUCGUCCUGUUGUUUUUCACGGCUAUGUUGCACCAUUUAUUUUUAUAUACGGCGCAUGGCUAUAUGUGUGGAUAGCAAUCUAUGGAACUGAGGAAUAUUUUGAAGGUGGCUUAAUAGCGUUAGCGAUCAUCGGUCUCAUCCAAGUGCUAACUUCGCUAUUUUGUUUGUGGUCGAUCGGAGUCCGAUGUGCACUAACGUGUGCUACAGUCACUGAUCCUUUUAAAGCAGACUGGGCAAAAGUUGUUCCUACACCAAACAAUGGAUUUACACAGCUUGUUAGACUGCACUAUGAUAACGAUGAAAAUGGCAGGGAGCUCUGGUUCAUCUUCCAGAAAACUAAAUACAUCUAUGAUGCUGAAGAGAAAAAACAGUUUUUCCCACUCUCCUUCCCGGAUAACCAUUCCAUUAAGUACUACAUGGAAUGGCGGGGCUAUCAAGAAGAAGCUGAGAUAAAGACGGCUGAGAAACAGUUUGGAAAAAACAAUAUGGCGAUGGAUAUCCCGAAGUUCAUGGAACUGUUUCAUGAGCGAGCGACGGCGCCGUUCUUCGUGUUCCAGGUGUUCUGUGUGGCUCUGUGGUGUCUGGAUGAGUACUGGUACUACAGCAUCUUCACACUCUUCAUGCUGAUCGCGUUCGAGGCCACGCUCGUACAGCAGCAGCUACGCAAUAUGUCCGAGAUUCGCAAGAUGGGCAACAAGCCGUACGUCAUUCAGGUUUACCGGAACCGAAAAUGGUUGAAAGUUUUGUCUGAUGAACUUCUUCCUGCAGAUAUAGUAUCAAUAGGUCGAUCUCAAGAGGAUAGAUUGGUUCCCUGUGAUAUGUUGCUGUUAAGAGGGCCGUGUAUUGUUGAUGAAUCCAUGUUGACUGGAGAGUCGGUACCAGUCAUGAAGGAAGCUGUGGAGACACUGGAGAUGGAUCACAUACUGGACAUGGAACUGGACGGUAAACUCCAUGUGUUGUCAGGUGGAACCAAAGUUGUACAGCAUACCCCACCGAGCAAAACCGGACCUGGACUCAAAGCCAGUGACAAUGGAUGUAUAGCGUAUGUUCUCCGACAUGGUUUCAACACGUCACAGGGUAAACUGCUGAGGACAAUCCUGUACAGUGUGAAACGAGUCACAGCCAACAACUUGGAGACAUUUGCCUUCAUUCUUUUCCUUCUCAUAUUUGCGAUUGUAGCAGCUUCCUAUGUCUGGAUUCAAGGAACGAGAAAUCUUGAAAGAAAUCGUUACAAGCUGUUCCUGGAAUGCACUCUCAUUCUGACGUCAGUUGUGCCACCGGAACUGCCAAUUGAGUUAUCGCUUGCUGUAAAUACCUCACUGCUGGCUUUGACCAAGUUGUUUGUAUACUGCACAGAACCAUUCAGAAUACCAUUUGCUGGAAAAAUAGAUAUUUGCUGUUUUGACAAAACCGGAACACUAACAAGUGACAAUCUGGUGGUAGAGGGAGUUGCUGGUUUGAAGGGAGCAGAAAUCCUGCCUGCGAUUGAAGCACCGCUAGAGACAAUACAGGUGAUGGCAACGUGUCAUUCGUUAGUACAGCUCGACGAAGAGAUGGUGGGUGACCCUCUGGAGAAAGCCACACUAAAUGCCGUACAGUGGAAACUCACUAAAGGUGAGGCUGUAAUACCGAUUAAGCGAAAUGCUCAUGGCUUGAAAAUAUUUCACCGAUUCCACUUCGCCAGUGCACUGAAAAGAAUGUCGGUUAUAGCAGGGCACACUCCACCGGGUGCCAUGGAUACAGAGUAUAUAGCCACUGUCAAGGGGGCUCCUGAAACACUGCAAAAAAUGUUCAAGGAUCUACCAAGUGAUUAUGAUUCUGUGUAUUUGGCCAUGGCUCGCAGAGGAGCACGCGUCUUGGCUCUAGGCUACAAAAAGCUGGGCACCAUGUCACAUCAGCAGGUUCGUGAAACUACCAGGGAUGACAUAGAAUGUAAUCUUCAUUUUGCUGGAUUCAUCAUCAUAUCCUGUCCACUGAAGAAUGAUUCCAAGUCCUCUGUCAAGGAGAUCCUCUUGGCAUCUCACUACGUUUGCAUGAUAACUGGAGACAAUCCACUGACUGCUUGCCAUGUUGCUAAAGAACUGAGAAUCACAAAGCGAGAGACUGUCAUUCUUCAACCUCCAAAUGAAAGUGAAUCCAGCUGGCAUUGGAAGUCCAUUGAUGACAGUGUGGUGCUCCCAGCCUUUUCACUGGACAUGAGGAAAGAUCUCAUUAAUGUCUACGAUCUCUGUCUCACAGGAGAGGCUCUCUUAUACCUUCAGUCAGACCACCCGAAGCUACUUAAGAUUCUUCUGCCAAAUACUAAAGUUUUUGCUAGAGUAGCACCAAAACAAAAGGAAUUUAUCAUAACCACUCUGAAAAGCCAGGGAUACACAACUCUGAUGUGUGGAGACGGGACCAAUGAUGUUGGAGCUCUGAAACAUGCAGAUGUUGGUGUUGCUUUGCUAGCCAAUGCCCCGGAGAAACUUCCAGAGAAGAGACGUCAAAGGGAAGAGCAUGUUACUGGUGCUGAUGGCGAUGCCUUCAAUGGUAAGAUGCCACUGUCGCCACCUAGUGGCCAGCGAGGAAGGCUGACCGGGAAAGCCAAACAGAGAGCUGUCGCUAGGGGAGACAAUUUGGCCCCAACACAGAAAAAAUUGGCUUCCAUGUUAAAAGAUUUGGAAGAAGAGGAAAAGUCACAGCUAGUUCGUCUGGGAGAUGCUAGUGUGGCGUCUCCGUUCACUUCAAAACUUUCAACAGUCAUGAGUGUAUGUCAUAUCAUCAAACAAGGCCGGUGUACGUUGGUGACCACAUUGCAGAUGUUCAAAAUCCUCGCCCUCAAUGCUCUCAUCCUGGCAUACAGCCAGAGUGUGCUGUAUCUGGAUGGGAUCAAGUUCAGCGACGGACAGGCCACCAUGCAGGGUCUCCUACUGGCGGGGUGCUUCCUCUUCAUAUCGAGAUCAAAGCCACUUAAGACCUUGUCCAAACUGCGACCACUGCCGAACAUCUUCAAUUUUUACACAAUGUUGACUGUCAUAUUACAGUUUGCUGUACAUUUUACCAGUCUGGUAUAUCUCGUCAGAGAAGCUCAAAAACUGGAUCCAAAAGAGGAACCAGUGAAUUUAGAAGCCGAAUUCAAGCCAAAUUUAUUAAAUACGACUGUAUAUAUUAUAUCUAUGGCUCUACAAGUAUCCACAUUUGCAGUUAAUUAUAGGGGUGAACCAUUUAUGGAGUCACUAAAGAACAACAAACCACUGGUGUACAGUCUAUUGUUUUCUGCUGGGGCUAUAGUCUGUUUGGCCUGUGGCUUGAUUCCGGAUAUAGCUGACCAGUUUCAACUAGUGCAGUUACCUAGUGAGUUCCGCAAUACUGUUAUCACGGUGAUAUUAACGGACAUCAUCUCGGCGUUCAUGGUCGAUAGAACAUGUCGCUUUUUGUUUGGAUCAGGGAGAUUAAAACAGGCAUGAAGAACAUAGCUGUGAAAUGUUGUGAGGACAGAGUCACUGGUGCACAUGUUUCGUAAACCUUCUUGGCAGUAUUUAUUUGAAAGAAGCUCUGUACACUCAUUUCCCUAAUGUUGAUACAGAUUUGUAUUGCCUUAUUAUUUAUAAUUCAGUUUUACAAAUAUGUGGGAAAUAUUAGGGCUGAAACCAACUAUUAAAAUCUCUUAAUUGACUGAAAUUUAAACGAGAGAAAAAGUCACACUUUUAAUUGACCCUGACUAGUGUUAUCUAUUGCAGCUUAUUUUAUGAUCCAUAGUGCGAAAAUAUGAACAUUAGGGGCUUUAUUUUAAGUCUUUUUACUCAGAAGACUGUUUCAAAUCUAGAAAAUCAAAUUUGGUUUUAGAAUAAAAUGACAUAGAAAUUAGGCAUGCUUAUUAUAAAGUAGAUAUUUAUGGUAUUUUUUUUAUUUAAAUGUGGCAAAAGAAAAUACAAAUUCUUUCAUUGUAAGUUGUGGCAUGUUCUUAAACUUAAUGAUUUAAACAACAGUUUUAGACCCAACAAAAGGAUAAAUAUUUUGUUCUGACUGGUCAACGGGACAUUAUAUCGUUGUCUACGGUUUGAUAGUUAACUAACACAUUCAUCCCUAAAUAAUGUUAUUUAACCAGACGCAUAAUAUUGAGGUAAAUUGCAUACCUAAAUGAGAUUUCAGAAGUUCAACAUCGUCAUUACAGUUUUUUGUUUUUGUUAAAACCUCAAUGUGCAUUCCAUUCUUUUGCACUCUUGAUUUUGAGCCUUAUAUAUAUUUUUUAUAUAUUGUUAUAUAACCCAUAAGAAAUAUGACAUGACAUGAACUAUGAAAAACAAGUGUUCAAAAUACAUUGUAUUUCACUGUUUCACUAUUUAAGGCAAAGAAUCAAAUAAUAUUAUUACUUGGUGCAUAAAUAUCUGCUGGAUAGGGGAUUGAAAAUUUUCAUAGAAAAGUUUUAUUCUUAAGCUAUGGCCUAGAUUGACAAAAGGUAUAAUUUGAGGUUAUAUUCAGAAGAAAAAAAAACCUGGAGAAUGUGUCUACAAUGUUAUGCAGGGAACUGUGCUCUGGUAUAUAUAUAUAUACCUAUAACUACAACACCAAGCUUUCACUUUAUUUUUGUAUUUACAUAUAGUUAAGAUUCAAGCACAUGUUCCUGGGUAAUUACUUCAGCUAUCUGUCCAGGCUCCACACUAUUAGUAUCCUUGUGCCAUAUAUUGUAGUAACUUAAUAUAUACUCCUGCUGGAAAGUGGUCCCUUUCAAAACCUGACAUAGAGACAAUGUAUACAUAUACUAUUUUGUGUGUAUAAAGGUCAUAAUCCACGAAGGCAUUUUAUGCUGUGGUGUCAUGGUGCAUGAAAUGUGUGGGUGAAAUGCUGUCUUCUGUAAUGAUCUUACAAUGAAAAGGUUAAAAAAGCCAUCACUCAUUGACAGCUUAAAAUGCGAAAACAGCUUUCAGAAACAUUCACAGGGCAACUAGUAGGAUGUCUGUAUUUGAGAUCAGGGCCCAGAUUUUGUAAACUAUCUUAAGACUACGAGAUCAUAAAACUGGCAUAGGCUAUAGCAUCAAUUGUGACAUUAUAGCUUAUAACAGAUUUACGAUAUCGCAGCACUAAGAUUGCUUCGAAAAUCUCUAGCCAAGUCAUCGUGACUAGGAUCGAUUCCCCCCAUUGGUGGGCCUGCUCUAACCAGUGCACCAUGACUAGUAUAUCAAAAGCUGUGGUAUGUGCUAUCCUGUCUGUGGGAUAAUGCAUAUAAAAGAUCCCUUGCUACUAAUUGAAAAGUGUAGUGGGUUUCCUCUCUAAGACUAUGUUGAAAUUACCAUCUAAUAUCUGAUGAUUAAUAAAUCGAUGUGCUCUAGUGGUGGUGUUAAACAAAACAAAGUUUACUUUUUUCUGCCAGUGUUUACCGCCAAGAUGAAAACAGUUGAUAACUCGUGAAAUGGGGCAUAAAAAUGUAAAAACAAUUAGGUGGAAUGAGCCUUUAUGCUUUACUUCAGUCAUCUAGAAACAUUCACUACCAACUGAUACUUGCAAAAAAAAUUAAUGACUUAUCAGGGCUAGCUCUGGGUGUGUAGAAAAUUUCGCCAAAUUAUCUAUUAAACUCCGAAAAUAUCAAUCAUUACAUUUACAUAAAUUAUUUCGCCAAAUUAAAAUCAAAUUUGGCAGUUGUGUUGUGAUGCUAGCUCUGAUUGUAUGUUCAGGUACACAUCAACAAAUCACUCUAGCCAGUGCACCACAACUGGUAUAUCAAAGACCAUGGUAUGUGCUAUCCUGUCUGUGGGAUGGUGCAUAUAAAAGAUCCCUUGCUACUAAUGGAGAAAUGUAGCAGGUUUCCUUUCUAA